AUGACCGACACCAGACUCGCAGGCCGCAUCGCCAUCAUCACCGGCGGUUCAUCCGGUCUAGGAAAAGCAACAGCACUCCGCUUCGCCCGCUCCGGCGCACGAGUCGUAGUCGCAGAUCUGUCCUCCUCCGGCGUCGAAGCAGAAAUAACAUCCCAACACGGCAAGGACAGCGCAACAUUUGUCAAAGUAGACGUAACGCAAGAAUCCCAAAUCCAAAACUUGGUCCAAGAAGCCGUCAAAUUUGGCGGUCGCGUUGACAUUCUGCUCAACUAUGCUGGAGUCGGGAUCGAAACUAAAUAUGAGAUGGGCCCUCAAUUGCACGACACGCCGGUGGAGGAGUUUGACAAGACGUGGGCGAUUAAUGUGAGGGGCGGGUGGCUGUGUAAUAAGUAUGUUGUUCAGCAGAUGCUGAAGCAGGAGCCUCAGCCGCCGAAUGCCAGAGGGGAGAGGAUCAAAGGCUGGAUUGUCAAUGUUUCGUCGGUAUAUGGCCUUGUGGGUGGGCAUGCGUUGCCAAUGUACGUGCCUUCGAAGCAUGCUGUGGUGGGGAUGACCAAGCAAAUGGCCGCUGGCUAUGCGGCGGAGCGGAUACAUGUGAACUGUCUCUGUCCAGGCUUCACGAAGACGCCGCUGAUACAGAACAUAACUGGAGACGAUGAGAAGAACGACGCUAUUGUCGGUAUGCAUCCGUGGGGAUCUUUAGGAGAGGCUUCGGAUAUUGCCGAUGCUGCGUUGUUCCUUUGCAGUGACGAAGCGGCAUGGAUAACAGGACAUUGUCUGACUGUUGAUGGCGGCUUCACCAUCGUGUAA
This is a messenger RNA of Fulvia fulva, 807 nucleotides long. RefSeq names its product 2,5-dichloro-2,5-cyclohexadiene-1,4-diol dehydrogenase. The record is from RefSeq and is a predicted model, not a curated record. The transcript is spliced from 3 exons. Bases 1 to 807 code for a protein of 268 amino acids. NCBI's taxonomy places the organism in Eukaryota, Fungi, Ascomycota, Dothideomycetes, Mycosphaerellales, Mycosphaerellaceae.